Caenorhabditis elegans is the source of this 1474-nucleotide messenger RNA. RefSeq names its product Asparagine synthetase domain-containing protein (gene M18.3). Lineage: Eukaryota; Metazoa; Nematoda; Chromadorea; Rhabditida; Rhabditidae. The record is from RefSeq and is marked reviewed.
AAUGGGCAUUGAUUACAAUCGAUGGUGGCAUUUAAAGGAUGAAACAUUGGGCGAGGAAUUAAAAGGAUAUAUCAAAAUGAUUGAAGAAGAUUAUCUUGUUUAUUCUGGAACCACCUCACAACUUCAUGUUUCAAAACUCUCAAAUGGAUCAGUUAAUAGUAUUGUUAAUGAAAUUCUGGAGCAACAAGGAUCCUGGAGCAUUAUUUAUUAUAAUCAGAAAUUGAAAAAACUUUUCAUUGGAAGAGAUGUUUUUGGAAGACAAUCUUUGGUUUUUAAUUUCGAAUCGAUGAUUUUUGGAUGUAGAACAAAGCCAGAAACAUCUGGGAAAUGGAUUGAAAUUCCAUUCGGACAAGUGACUGUUUUUAGUCUUGAUUCAACUGAUCCAGUUAUUUAUUCAUAUCUUGACGAGUAUCCAGAGAAUGUAUUGGAUGGCUACUUUUCUGGGUCGGAUAUCUCUCGAAUUGUGGUCAACAAGAAACAUGGAUUAUUGAAUGUUAGUAGAUCAACUGGAGGAGAAAUUGACUCAUUUAAUACCAAAGAUCUCUUUCAAAAAGUUAUCGAUGCGACUAAGAUUCUAUUGAAAAAUUAUCAUGAAAGCCACGUGGCAGUAUGCUUGUCUGGAGGUGUCGAUUCUACAUUUGUUGCUCAUGUUGUACAUUCAAGUGUUCCAGAGAAUAUGCAAAUUGAUCUAAUUAAUGUGGCAUUUGGUAAUAGUGAGAAAGAAUGUGAACAAGCACCUGAUCGUAAACGUGCCAGAAAGGCGCUGGAAUCAUUUCGAACUGCAUACCCAACUCGCCAAUUUCGCCUCAUUCUUGUCAACGUUGAUAGCCAAACCCUCGAAGUGAAUCGCAAAGAAUCUAUCUCAGAUGCAGCUCAACCAGCGAGUUCAGUACUUGAUGACUCACUGUCUUGUGUUCUGUGGUUUGCUGUCAGAGCCGAAGGAGUUGAUAGUGAGAAUCAACAAUCAGUGAGGUCACCUGCAACUACAUGCCUUCUGGGAUCAGGAGCAGAUGAACUUCUUGCCGGAUACGCAAGGCAUCGAACUCGAUUUGAGAAGGAACAAAUUCCAGAAAAUGUAGCGGAAGAAUGUGAAAAUGAAUUGCGAAGGCUGGGAUCGAGAAAUGGAGGAAGAGAUGCUAGAGUUGCUGCUCAACUUGGGAAGACCAUUUUAUCUCCACUUCUCGAAGAUACCGUAGUCACUUGGCUCAACGCACUUCCAGUCGAUUCCAAAUGGGAUCUAUCAUUGCCACGUGGAGUUGGAGAGAAACAAUUGCUCCGAGAGACAGUGAAAAUGUUGGGAUCCCCAUAUGAUGCUCCGAAACAGGCAAUGCAAUUUGGAUCGAGAAUGGCAAAAAUGAGCAACGCUGGUGAUAAUUCUAUCAAAGGAAGUGAUAAAUCUCCGCAUUUAUUGAAAACUGAUGUGAAUUGAUGUUUGAAUGAUUACUUGUUGAAAAAUAAAUUGAUAAUUUGGGUA